CCAAACUAGGGUUAUAGACUCCAAAGUGACGUGAUAAAAAUGCUCUGAUAUAAAGCGAAUCUGACCCCCACCUCGCUCAGUUCACCUUUAGAUUUCCUUUAGUGAUCAACAAGCGUAUUACACAACAUGAAGGCUUUAACAAUUUUCUUGUUUGCGGUAGUAAUCGUGGCAGUUUCUUGCCGUCCUGACAAGCCAGACCUGAAGCAGCUCAAGGCAGAAGCAGCACGUAAGAAGGCCUGCUUGCACGACUGCGGCAGUGCCAAGUUUGAGCCGAUAUGCGCCGGAAAACAGGGAGAAAAGCCAAAAUCAUUUGGUAGCGAGUGUGUUCUGAACAAUUAUAACUGCGAGAACAAAGAAACUCUACAGAAGAUUAGCAAGGGCGAAUGCAAGGGCUCCGACGGUAUCCGCCUUUCAUAAGAUGCGCAAAAGGCUGUUUUCACAUAAAUACUCUUUAUUAUUUUUUAUAUUUAUGGUUUCAUUAACAAUAUUUUGCCAGCUUUUGAUUUGAAUAAAGUAUUAUGAAUCUUA
Messenger RNA from Pieris napi, 528 nucleotides. RefSeq lists its product as uncharacterized. The record is from RefSeq and is a predicted model, not a curated record. The coding region runs from base 127 to 417 and encodes 96 amino acids. Lineage: Eukaryota; Metazoa; Arthropoda; Insecta; Lepidoptera; Pieridae. Gene Ontology annotation, molecular function: protein binding. The transcript is spliced from 3 exons.